Molecule: messenger RNA, 1548 nt
Organism: Trichoderma breve
Lineage: Eukaryota; Fungi; Ascomycota; Sordariomycetes; Hypocreales; Hypocreaceae
Product: cytochrome p450 domain-containing protein
Exons: 4
Coding region: 1-1548 (515 amino acids)
Molecular function (GO): oxidoreductase activity, acting on paired donors, with incorporation or reduction of molecular oxygen; heme binding; monooxygenase activity
Source: RefSeq, a predicted model, not a curated record
AUGGCAGAUAGCAUAGUCAGAGAUGCUUUCGCGUCAAUUCGAGGCCAGGACGCGCCAUUAUCUGCCACGUCCUAUCUUGUCCUCUUAGCUGCUCUUUUCGUCGCGUCUACUUGGGUGUAUUCACGCUUUCAAAAGAACGAGCCAAAGGAUGACUUUCCUCCGUGGGUUCCGCUUGAGAUUGGCGUGAGCAGCGCAUUGAUUCAAGUCGGUGGAACUGUUUCAAACAUUUUUUCGCUCCUUUCGCGCGGUAAAGGGUCCCUAUUCGGUCUCACCUCACGACACCAAAUCCUCCACAACCUCGACAACAUUGACAGAGUGUUCACCAAGGGGCCACAUAUUCUCAGCGCCGACGUUUUGGGAUUGCGUUUGGGCAUUCGUGUCUUUGGUGCUAAUCUGACUCAAGAUGUUUGCCAAAAGUUUAUGGCCAUAAACAGAAAGUUGACGCAGAUAAUUGAACGAUACUUUGUCAACGAGGCUUCGGCAACGGCUUCGAUCCAGGCGGCCCAUAUUCCGGAAAAAGUAGCCCAGCUGCUUAGCUUUUCAUCGGAUGCUAAGAGACAACACCAGUGGGAGCGAUGUGCGUCCAUUCGGGUUAUAUCGGAUGAUUCCAAAGGACAACCGGAUACCGUUGAAGCAGAUCUUGAGUUGCUCAUGAGAGACUUUGGCGCCUGUGUCUCCAUUCCGCGACUAUACGGUCAGGACUUUUUGGAUCGCAAUCAUAACCUCCUUGAAGAUUUCUGGAAAUUUGACAACAACGCAUUCCCUCUACUCGUGAUUGGUGUGCCUACGUGGGCUCCCAUCAAGUCUUUCAAAGAGGCUCUCGCAGCUCGCACUCGCCUCCACGAUGCGCUCGAAGGGUUUUACAACCGCAUAAAUCAGUACAAGCGCGGCCUCGCAGUGGACUUUGACGCCGAUAUGAGCGAUCACGAUGUCCCUAUGCGCGCACGAGCAGAGCUCGAAUUGGGCACUUUUUGGGGCUUGAAUGCCAAUAUGCAACCGAUGGUUUUCUGGCUUCUGCUCUAUAUCCACUCUACUCCUGGGCUAUUACAAGAGUUGCGGGAGGAGGUCAGCUCUUGCAUAUCCUUAUCAACGGCAGCUAAUCCGCCGCAAAUCACCGCACUGGUUGAAGAACCAACAUCUAUUCGAUAUGUGUCAAAACCCUUGACAGUGCCUGAUGGCAACCUUGAGCACCACUUCAAGCCGGGAACCUGGCUUUCGGCCCCUCACGCCCUUCUCCAAUCCGACCCAUCGAUCUUCCCCGAGCCCGACAAAUUUAUUCCGGAUAGGUUCAUUGAAACAGAUAAAGAGACAGGUGCCCGAGUCGCCCGAUAUGGAAAACUUAAACCAUGGGGAUCCGGAUCGGGAGUAUGCAAGGGAAGGACGUUUGCUGAGAAAGAGGUCAUGGGAAUUGUUGCUUGCUUCAUCACAUUGUGGGAUAUGGACAAUGCUGAAGGCUCGUGGAAGCUCCCCAGUAUGAUUCCCGGUACUGGAGUCAAGCGCCCACAGAAGGCCAUUCGCGUUGUCAUCAAGCGCCGCAAUUUUGUAUAA